AUGCCAAGUAAUAUCUUUGGGUCGGUAUUUAUUACGGAUCCAUUCAGCCGUACUCAAUCUGAUUCUAUCAUAUACGAUGUUCCUAUUCGUUGUCUCGUUCCAAACCGUGAAUCUAUUACACUAGUUUGGUUUGAUCCAAUGCUCUCGGAAGCAACUUUCGAUGUAUCAACCAUUGCUCGUCUUCAUCAAUUGAAUGACUAUAUUUUAUUCUACACACAAGCAUAUAAGUGUGUUGAAUAUUUUACAUCAAGCAUAAAGAAGAAUGAGCGCAUUAUUGUCAUACUUCAUGGUUAUGAACUUUUUGAAAACGCAUAUGAAUGUGAACAAGUAUAUUCUAUUCUUAUUGUUGACUCGAGUAGAAAUCAACUGAGCUUGGCUGAAAAUUACCAGUCAAAGAUCGUUGAGAUUUUCCAAGAUGAUAAUUCGAUGAUAAAUAAACUUCAACAAACGAUAACGCAUUUGGAACAUCAAGCUAUUCAACAAACAGAAAAUAUUUUUAGUACAUUAGAUCGGAAACAACGGUCUCUGCGUGAUCUUCGACAAGAACUCGCACCUUUUCUAUGGUGUCAAGUGAUGAUCAAAGCUAUGCCACAUUCAAAUGAUGCUCUAGAACAAAUGCUCGAUGAAUGUCGGUCAUAUUAUAAAGGUAAUCCUACUCAACUGAAAAUAAUAAAUGAAUUCAAAAAUACUUAUCUCUCAACUGAUGCUAUUUAUUGGUAUUCGCGACCUUGUUUUCUCUUUCGUAUGAUUAACAAAGCAUUGUGCAGCGAAGACAUUGUAUCAUUGUAUAAAUUUCGCUAUUUCAUUUCCGAUUUAAGUAAAAAUUUAGAAAUGUUACAAAAUUAUGACAAAAUGUCAACACACGUUUACCGUGGUACAUGUUUACACCGUGAUGAAGUCGAAAAGUAUUGUGUUGGACAUCUUGUUGCAGCUAAUGGAUUUCUUUCAUCAUCAAGUAGUCAACAUAUCGCUGAAAUAUUUUGCGGUAUUGACUGCAAUACUGGGAUGUCACCAAGUCGAGCUCGAGACGAUGAACAACAAUAUGUUCUAUUCGAAAUCAUUAUAAGUCAAGAUCAUCCAUCAAAUAUAGUUCUAGCUGAUAUCAGUACACACAGCGCUUUUUCAAAUGAAAAUGAAAUUUUAUUCGAUAUGGGUGCUACAUUCGAAAUUGUAUCAGUUGUCUAUGACAAUGAACGUUUUCUAUGGCAUAUUCAAAUGAGAACUUCAGCCGAAAUUGCUCAACUUUAUCGUGAAUAUGAAUAUUAUGUAUAUGACCGAAUAAAAGAAACAAAUGCUAGUGUACUCUUCGGUAUAUUGCUUACUGAUAUGGGAGAAUAUACAAAGGCAUACAACUAUUUUAUAAGUCUCUUGGCACAAAUGCCACGUGGUCAUGACGAUAGACACAAUGUCUUCUAUAGUCUAUCGCGAGUUUAUCGCUUCAAAGGUAAAAAUCGUCUAGCGCUCAAGUUUCUUCGCCGUGCAGAACGCCUUCAACGUGUUAAGUUACCUCAAUCAAAGUUUGACCUAGCCCGAACAUUGGCUGGCAUUGGUAGUGUGUAUUAUGAAUUACAUGACUAUAGACGUGAAUUGCUCUACUACAAACGUGCAAUGAUUAUAUAUCAAAACAUUUUACCGCAUGAUCAUAUUGAAAUAGCACGUAGCUUCAAUAGACUUGGGUUUGCUUAUUUUAAUCAACAACGUUACACGCAAGCCUUAGUCUAUUUGACAAAGUCAAUAGAUCUGUAUAAAAAAAUUGUACCGAAUGGUUAUCCUUCCAUUGGUCAAACGCUAUGCAAUAUCGGCCUCGUACAUCAUGCUUUGGGGCAUGUCAACGAGACGCUUGACUUUUAUCUACAGGCGCUAACAGAACUCGAGAAAAUGUUGCCCAAAGAUCAUGUACAUAUAGGAUUAGCUUGUUAUCAAUUAGGUGUAUACUAUGACGAACAGCAACAACCUACAGAAGCUCUACAGUAUGCUGAAAAAGCCCUGAAAAUUCGCAAGAAAAGAUUACCAUCUGGACAUAAGCUAAUUCGUGAAGCAAAAGAUUUGAUCAAGAGGAUCCAUACACCAUGA
Rotaria socialis is the source of this 2073-nucleotide messenger RNA. Lineage: Eukaryota; Metazoa; Rotifera; Eurotatoria; Philodinida; Philodinidae. The record is from the annotation of a GenBank genome assembly.